This is a messenger RNA of Bolinopsis microptera, 1927 nucleotides long. RefSeq names its product zinc finger protein 39-like. The transcript is spliced from 7 exons. The coding region runs from base 18 to 1175 and encodes 385 amino acids. The record is from RefSeq and is a predicted model, not a curated record. NCBI's taxonomy places the organism in Eukaryota, Metazoa, Ctenophora, Tentaculata, Lobata, Bolinopsidae.
UAUUACAUUUAUUGAGGAUGCAAUCUGGGGGCGGCGAGCUAUCCCGAGAAAGGAUCGUCCCCUACGAGUGUGGGGAAUGCUCCGAGAAGUUCUUCUCUUAUAAGAAUUACAAAAAUCACAUGACAGAUCAUAUCAUGUCGGCAGAAGAGGUAGAGCAGCGUGUUAUGGUGAGUAAUGUUUACCAGUGCACUGCAUGUGCCCGCGAGUUCAAAGACAAAUCUCUCCUUACCAAGCACUUUAACAUGGAACACGCUAAGAUAGCACGCCUCACAGGAGAUAGAAAGCAGAGAAAAUCACCGAUAAAAGUGGGUGCAAUUUCAGAAACCUUCGAGUCUCCAUCAAAACGGGAGAUGAGGGCAGUGGAUAUCAGUUACAGGAGAUCCAGCUACGAGUAUACUAAUUCCCAUCCUCAUCAAGUGACUGGUUCAGAAUUAAAAGGAAGGUUUGCUUGUCCGGAUUGUUUGAGAGAGUUCCUGAACCCCACAGCUCUGGAAGGGCACGUCAACAAAUACAAAAACAAGAAACUCUACUGCUGUUCCUUCUGUGAAAAAAAAUUUCACUUCCGAACUUCAUGGAAGAGGCACGAGGAAUGUCAUAAGUCAGAGAGACAAGUAUGGCAAUGUGAUUCGUGUACCAUGACCUUUACUCAGAAGGUAAACCUAAAGAGGCACAAGGAGGGUAACAAGAACCCUUGUGGGACUGGAAACAGGUUAAUGUCUAUGAGACUGUACCGAGACCGAACAACACUGCACUGUCUCAAACCGGUUAGCUCAGCUUCUCUAGCACGGUACGCUGCAAGUGACGAGGAGGAAGAGGAGGACGAGCUGGAAGAAGAAGAGGAGGAGGAGGAGGACCGGGGUCCGGAAACAAAACCUAGUACCCCCGAGCCAAGCACCACAUCCAUCGACAACUCUCACAUCCAAAAAGGAGAAGCGUUCUACGCGUGCAGCGUGUGUGACAAGCUGUUCACGUACCGGUCUCUGUGGUCACGACACGAGAAGGAGCACCACACCAGCAAGAGUUUCGACUGCAGUGUUUGUGGCACCAAGUUUACACGUCAGUACUAUCUGGCAAGGCACCGUAAGAUGUGCCUGUCUCGCAUGAACGCUCAAUCUAGUGAUUCUCACAGGAUAACCACGAGACCUGAACAGAGGUUUGGUGGCAAGUCUAGAUAGAACAAAACCGGGUUCAAACAAGAACUGACUCUAAUACAGUGAGUCUUGUGGUAUGAGGCCGAGUGAAGCUAUUGUGGAAUGUGGAGUUAUUUGUUUAUAUAAAACGUACUGUUGUGUAGUAAAACUGUUCUUAGUGUAAAGAAAGUUAUCUGGGAAGCAAUGAUAUCAUGAUACAGAGUGUCUUCCCGCAAUCCAAUGCUCCGGAAUCUGUUUAUUCAAUUUCAGAACGAGAAACUUUUCAUUAAAGCUAUCACAGUGCUACCAGGCUCAGGUUGGAUCUCCAAGAAAAUAAUCUUAAUUCUAUGUGCAACGUUACGUGAUCUCACCAUAUUAAAAUAUUACUGUCUACACGACAAAGUAAAAAAGAGAACCAAGUGAGUGCAUUAUGUGCAUUGUUCACUGAACACUGACCUAUAUGCGUGUAACUCCUUAUAAUUUACAGGGGGUAUGUGGGGAGGGGGUAGGGUAUGUUGGGUGGGGGAGGGUGGGGUAUGUGUUAAUGCGCCUCAAGAUCAAACCAGCGGAGUACAACUGUGAUCUUAAUUUUCCCAGACUCUACAGCUUGUAUGUAAUCAGUUACUAAUUUUAAGUAAGCAUUUUAUUCAAUCGGUUUGAUGCGGAAAGUAUGUUUUGGUCUCAUUGAAAUUUGAUCUGUAUUUGCAACUUAUUCAGUAAUUUGUAUGGUAUGUUUCUAUUCAUUUCAAUCGUCGAGAGUAAUUAUAAAAACAUCUAAUUUUACAUCAUAUUUGAAA